This is a messenger RNA of Balaenoptera ricei (Rice's whale), 3525 nucleotides long. RefSeq names its product ST6 N-acetylgalactosaminide alpha-2,6-sialyltransferase 6 (gene ST6GALNAC6). The transcript has 8 exons. The record is from RefSeq and is a predicted model, not a curated record. The coding region runs from base 1239 to 2252 and encodes 337 amino acids. NCBI's taxonomy places the organism in Eukaryota, Metazoa, Chordata, Mammalia, Artiodactyla, Balaenopteridae. Gene Ontology annotation, molecular function: alpha-N-acetylgalactosaminide alpha-2,6-sialyltransferase activity. Gene Ontology annotation, biological process: oligosaccharide metabolic process; ganglioside biosynthetic process.
CUGGCCAUUUAAUCUGCCUGCAUGUUUCUUCCCCAGGAACCUACCCACUUCCCCACCAGGUCAGGGAGUCUGACCCCAUGACUGCACUUGACCCAGGGAACACCCCAGCUCAGAGGCUUCCAUGGGAUCCCCACCCUGUACCCAGUGGGAGGAGAGUCAGGGUGGGAGGAAAUUCUUCCACAUCAUGUUGACUUCCUGGUCCCGGGUCAAAUUCCACUGGCCUUGCCAGUUAAAUUCCCAGUUAACUCUGGGGUUGGUUACACUGCUAGAAAGGAAGGAGGAGGGCAGGCCUGGGGCUUUCCUUCUCUGAGUAUCAGUUUGGUCACCUGUAAAGUGGAAAAGCACAUCCACCAAUGAACAGGUAGCAAGGGUGUACAGCCACGCUGGGGUGGGUUAGAGUUAUAGCCCAUUUUACAGGUGAGAUGAAGCUGCUUGGCCGAGCCAGGGUGCAAUCCAAGGUCUGAGAGCUGCGCCUGAGUGUCUGGGCCCUGCACCAGGGGGCUGGAAAAAGCCCACGGAGGCUUCACCCCCCUCCUCCCUUCUUCCCUCCUAACUUCCUUCCUCCCUCCCUCCCUCUUCUGGAGACCAGGAGACUAAUGGAGGGCCGGGACCCCAGGCUGUCAGCUGGGAUGGAGCCCUAGGGUUCUAGCUUCCAGCUCCGGGGCUUGGCCACUUCAUUGGCUGGUGACCUGUGCAGAAACUGCCCCGGGGCUCCACGCUUAGCUCAGCGUUCUGCUGUUGGCACUUGAAAUUCUUUUUUUUUUUUUAACAAGGGGCUGCGCCUUUUGCACUAGACCUCACAAAUCAUGUAACCAUCUGUGCCAGGGAGUCUGGGUGACCCAGGACAGUCCCUCUCCCACCCCCAGCCUUCUCAGGAGAGACUGGAGACCUGGCACCUGGCCCACCUGCCUUUUGUGCCCUGCCUCCCCCUACCGGGUGCCAGGUGGGCCCAGAAGCCUCUGCAGGUGUGGGAGGAGAGCCCUGGGCUGGGGGGCAGGGAGCACGCCCUUGGGAGGGAGCAGGCUGGCAGCUGAGCCACAGCUGCUGGCCCAGCAGCCGGCGAGUGCUUGUGAGCAGGUGUUGGGCAGAGGGACGAUCCACCAGCUACUUCCUCCAGGCAGAUGAAGGUGACUGGUGACUGGAUCUGGGCCUGCUGACAGCUCUCUGGACCCCCUUCUCUGCCACUACAGUUCCUACAGCUUCCGGGAGAUGAGGAAACUGAGGCUCAGAGAGGUCACAUGGCUUGCCCGAGGCCCCUCAGCCAGUGUGACCCCACACCCCUGCCCCCUGGGCCACCUGCAGGACGCUGGCCCCUGCCCCUCAGCAGACGCCGGAGAGAGAUGAGUAGCAACAAAGAGCAGCGGUCAGCAGUGUUCGUGAUCCUCUUUGCCCUCAUCACCAUCCUCAUCCUCUACAGCUCCAACAGUGCCAAUGAAGUCUUUCAUUAUGGCUCCCUGCGGGGCCGCACCCGCCGGCCCGUCAACCUCAAGAAGUGGAGCAUCACGGACGGCUACACCCCCAUUCUCGGCAACAAGACCCUGCCCUCCCGGUGCCACCAGUGUGUGAUUGUCACCAGCUCCAGCCACCUGCUGGGCACCAAGCUGGGCCCUGAGAUCGAGCGGGCCGAGUGCACAAUCCGCAUGAAUGACGCACCCACCACGGGCUACUCAGCCGAUGUGGGCAACAAGACCACCUUCCGCGUAGUGGCCCAUUCCAGCGUAUUCCGUGUGCUGCGGAGGCCCCAGGAGUUUGUCAACCGGACCCCUGAAACCGUGUUCAUCUUCUGGGGUCCCCCAAACAAGAUGCAGAAGCCCCAGGGCAGCCUGGUGCGCGUCAUCCAGCGGGCAGGCCUGGUGUUCCCCAAUAUGGAGGCUUACGCCGUCUCUCUUGGCCGCAUGCGCCAGUUUGAUGACCUCUUCCGGAGUGAGACAGGCAAGGACAGGGAAAAGUCCCACUCGUGGCUGAGCACAGGCUGGUUCACCAUGGUGAUUGCGGUGGAGUUGUGUGACCAUGUGCACGUCUAUGGCAUGGUCCCCCCCGACUACUGCAGCGGCCUCGCCUGCAGCGCAUGCCCUACCACUACUAUGAGCCCAAGGGGCCGGACGAGUGUGUCACCUACAUCCAGAAUGAGCACAGCCGCAAGGGCAACCACCACCGCUUCAUCACGGAAAAGAGGGUCUUCUCGUCCUGGGCCCAGCUGUACGGAAUCACCUUCUCCCACCCCUCCUGGACCUAGGCCACCCUGCCUGUGAGACUCUCACAAGGGACACAGGAGAAGUGGGUCUCUGCCCAGCUGCUCGACCAAGGGCCAUCGUCUGGCUAAUCAAGGCUGGUCAGAGUGUCUUCUGGCCAUUCAGGCCUUGAAGAGGAUAUAAUCUCCAGGCAUUCCGGGCCUGGGGGUAUCUCUUGGCCAAUCAGGGAUUUGGGCUUCUAUGUGGUUAGUCGGGUGUCGAGGGUAUUUCUUGUCCAGUCAGGGUCUGAGCAUAGUCAAUCAGGGUAUUUCUGAGUAAUCUGAGGCUAAUGUCGUGUCCUUUCCCAUGAGGCCUUGGUUCAGAGCCCCAGGACGGACUCCAAAUCACUUCCUAUUGGUUGGGACAGUGGGGUCCUGUCCCAAGGAGCUGGGAACUCGUGUCGACCCCUCACUCCCCAGAGCCAGAAAGAGGUUGUGUGGCGGUGGGAGCUGUCUGGAGCCCAGGCAGGGGCAUCUGUGGGGUUAGGGGGGUUCCAGGCGUGGGAGGCUGGUGUCCGGUUCUUGACUCUGCCCUGAGUGGCCUUGGACAGACCCCUUGCCCCCUCUCUGGGCAUCCUUCUGCCUGUGUCAGGUUCUAGAGUCUGAGAACCCUCCCACUUCCCCCAACGACCACCUUGGGUCUGUCCUCCGUCAAGAUUGGACCCCUCCAGCCACCACCCCUUGCCGGGGGUCUCAGCUCUCUGAGGGUCUGGGGUUCCCUUCCCCACCUCCUCCUGGAAACUUGAGGAUAUUUUUGCGCAAACUCUCCCAGGCUUUGGGGGACUCUGAAAAGAAGGGACAAACCUUCAGCUGUUUUCUUAGCCCUUCCGCCCAGCUGCCAUUAGCGUGGCUCUUAAAGAGCCAGGCCCCCUUUUCUGCCAUCCAGCAGUGAGGUUUUCCACCUGUUGGAGGAGCCCUUGGGGCUGAGAGAGGGGGGAUCACAGCCCAACUGAGGUUUCCUGCAGCCCCUUUGUCUGCAGCUGCUGGAGUAGUCCAAGGGUCUCCCCCAGCUGGGCCUGGGAAUGCUCUAGGGGGCUGGGAGCUGUUGCUGAGUUCUGUCCCCUCCCUCUACAUCAGGCACUUUAUUGCUGGACUUCAGUGGGGUGGGUUUAAUCCCUGCUCUUCUGGAGUCUUGAGGAGAAGACUGGGGGAGGCUGUGGAAUGGGACGAGUCAGGCGGAGGAGGAGGAGGCCAGCAGUGAGCCACUGCACACUGGGACAAGGGGUGGGGGCCGGUGACUACCCUAGACUUGGUUUUGUAAUGAUUUGUACAGGAAUAAACAUACCUAAGCUCCG